Dipodomys ordii (Ord's kangaroo rat) is the source of this 9382-nucleotide messenger RNA. RefSeq names its product B-Raf proto-oncogene, serine/threonine kinase (gene Braf). Gene Ontology annotation, cellular component: plasma membrane; mitochondrion; cytosol. The transcript is spliced from 19 exons. NCBI's taxonomy places the organism in Eukaryota, Metazoa, Chordata, Mammalia, Rodentia, Heteromyidae. Gene Ontology annotation, biological process: protein phosphorylation; signal transduction. Gene Ontology annotation, molecular function: protein kinase activity; ATP binding. The record is from RefSeq and is a predicted model, not a curated record. Bases 1 to 2175 code for a protein of 724 amino acids.
AUGGAGAGCCUAAAGCAUGCAGAUUAUCAACUAGGCUUGUGUCAGGGCAGUAAAACAAGAUCCUAUCUUUCAAAUAACCAGCAGAUGCAUGGUUCAGCAGUGUGGAAUAUCAAACAAAUGAUUAAGUUGACACAAGAACAUAUAGAGGCCCUGUUGGACAAAUUUGGUGGGGAGCAUAAUCCACCAUCAAUAUACCUGGAGGCCUAUGAAGAAUACACCAGCAAGCUAGAUGCCCUCCAACAAAGAGAACAACAGUUAUUGGAAUCCCUGGGAAACGGAACUGAUUUUUCUGUUUCUAGCUCUGCAUCAAUGGACACUGUUACAUCUUCUUCUUCUUCUAGCCUUUCAGUGCUACCUUCAUCUCUUUCAGUUUUUCAAAAUCCCACAGAUGUAUCUCGGAGCAACCCCAAGUCACCACAAAAACCUAUUGUUAGAGUCUUCCUGCCCAACAAACAGAGGACAGUGGUACCUGCAAGAUGUGGAGUUACAGUCCGAGACAGCCUAAAGAAAGCACUCAUGAUGAGAGGUCUUAUCCCAGAGUGCUGUGCUGUUUACAGAAUUCAGGAUGGAGAGAAGAAGCCUAUUGGUUGGGAUACUGAUAUUUCCUGGCUUACUGGGGAGGAGUUGCAUGUAGAAGUGUUGGAGAAUGUUCCGCUCACAACACACAACUUUGUACGGAAAACUUUUUUCACCUUAGCUUUUUGUGACUUUUGUCGAAAGCUGCUUUUCCAAGGUUUCCGCUGUCAAACAUGUGGUUAUAAAUUUCACCAGCGUUGUAGUACAGAAGUUCCACUGAUGUGUGUUAAUUAUGACCAACUUGAUUUGCUGUUUGUCUCCAAGUUCUUUGAACAUCACCCAAUACCACAGGAGGAGACCUCCUUAACAGAGACUGUCCUUACAUCUGGAUCAUCCCCUUCUGCACCCACCUCAGAUUCUAUUGGGCCCCAAAUUCUCACCAGUCCAUCUCCUUCAAAAUCCAUUCCAAUUCCACAGCCCUUCCGACCAGCAGAUGAAGAUCAUAGAAAUCAGUUUGGGCAACGGGACCGGUCCUCAUCAGCUCCUAAUGUGCAUAUAAACACAAUAGAACCUGUCAAUAUUGAUGAUUUGAUUAGAGAUCAAGGGUUUCGUGGUGAUGGAGGUAAAGCUAAUCUCUUCACUGUGACCUUCUUGUGUACCUUCAAAACCCCCUUGAACCAGCUGAUGCGCUGUCUUCGGAAAUACCAAUCCCGGACUCCCAGCCCCCUCCUACAUUCUGUCCCCAGUGAAAUAGUGUUUGAUUUUGAGCCUGGCCCAGUGUUCAGAGGUGAUGUAGCAGUGAAAAUGUUGAAUGUGACAGCACCUACACCUCAACAGUUACAGGCCUUCAAAAAUGAAGUAGGAGUACUCAGGAAAACACGACAUGUAAACAUCCUACUCUUCAUGGGCUAUUCCACAAAGCCACAGCUGGCUAUUGUUACCCAGUGGUGCGAGGGCUCCAGCUUAUAUCACCACCUGCACAUCAUUGAGACCAAAUUUGAGAUGAUCAAACUUAUAGAUAUUGCACGGCAGACUGCACAGGGCAUGGAUUAUUUACACGCCAAGUCAAUCAUCCACAGAGACCUCAAGAGUAAUAAUAUAUUUCUUCAUGAAGACCUCACGGUAAAAAUAGGUGAUUUUGGUCUAGCCACAGUGAAAUCUCGAUGGAGUGGGUCCCAUCAGUUUGAACAGUUGUCUGGAUCUAUUUUGUGGAUGGCACCAGAAGUAAUCAGAAUGCAAGAUAAAAACCCAUACAGCUUUCAGUCAGAUGUGUAUGCAUUUGGAAUUGUUUUGUAUGAAUUGAUGACUGGCCAGUUACCUUAUUCAAAUAUCAACAACAGGGACCAGAUAAUUUUUAUGGUGGGACGAGGAUACCUGUCUCCAGAUCUCAGUAAAGUGCGGAGCAACUGUCCGAAAGCCAUGAAGAGAUUAAUGGCAGAGUGCCUCAAAAAGAAGAGAGAUGAGAGACCGCUCUUUCCCCAAAUUCUCGCCUCUAUUGAGCUGUUGGCCCGCUCAUUGCCAAAAAUUCACCGUAGUGCAUCAGAACCCUCCUUGAACCGGGCUGGUUUUCAGACAGAGGAUUUUAGUCUAUAUGCUUGUGCUUCUCCAAAAACACCCAUUCAGGCAGGGGGCUAUGGAGAAUUUGCAGCCUUCAAGUAGCCACACCACCAUGGCCGCAUCUACUCUUUAUUUCUUUAAGUCUUGUAUUCCUACAGUUUGUUAACAUCAAAACACGAUUCUGUGCUGCAAUCCUUUUUUUUUUUUUUAAGAUACAAAAUUUUCAAUGCAUAAACUGGUGUGGAACAGAGUGGAAUCUCUUACUCAACAAAAGAGGGAAGAGUGCUUUAGGAGCCAGAAUUCUCUGCUGCCAGUGUUUCUUCUUCAACACAAACACCACGUGCAUACAAGUCUGCCCACUCCUGGAAGAAAAAGGAGAGACCCUGAGUUCUGACCUUUUGAUGGUCAGGCAUGAUGGAAAGAAACUGCUGCUACAGCUUGGGAAAUUUGCUAUAGAAAGUCUGCCAGUCAACUUUGCCCUUCUAACCACCAGAUCAAUUUGUGGCUGGUCAUCUGAUGGGCAGUUUCAAUCACCAAGCAUCAUUCUCUUUCCUGUUCUGGGAUUUUGUUGUGGAGCUCUUUCCCCUAGCCACCACCAAUUAAUUUCUGAGGGAUGGAACAGAAAUGCAGCAUACCUUUUCUGGGUGGCACAUGUUCAGUCCUUGGCAAAUUUGAUCACAAGUGAAGCUGUCUUGUUUAACUGGAGGUGGAGAGGUGAGGAAGAGCUGCAUUUGGGGGGCAGAGGAAAAGGGAAUGCUGCAUCUUCUUCCUGACCUCCGUUUCUUGGCCUCUGGUUGCCUGGCUCACUGGGGCUGUGCCUAACCAUGCAAGUUGGACAGUGCUGGCACACAUCGCCUUCUUUUCUCAUUGGGUCCAGCAAUGGAGAUGAGGGCUGGGGACUUGGUUCCUCCACAAUGUAGCAAAUUCUCAGGAAAUACAGUCCAUAUCUUCCUCUAAGCUCUUCCAGUCACCAAGUACUUACAUGGCUGUUAUGUCCAAAGCAAACACGCCCUGGGCAUAUCUAACUAAACGCCUGCAAAACUGCUGACUAACAGUUUUGAAUGUGAGAAAUUUAUGUAAUUGAAGUGUCAGGUACAAGUUUUAAUUUCUGGGUUUCUUUUAUUUUUAUUAAAAAGAAAAUGAUUUUCAGAUUUAAUUGGAAUAAUACUUCCCACCAGAAUUAUAUAUCCUGAAAAUGGUAUUUUUGUUAUAUAAACUUUUAAAGAAAGACCAUUGCCCUUUUAUCUACCUAAAACAUGGAGAGUCUUAGACAAUUAUUUAUAAUUUUUAAAUUAAUGGUACUUGCUGGGUCCACACUAACAUCUUUGCUAAUAAUCUCAUUGUUUCUUCCAACUUACUCAUUCCUACACUACAUUCUGCAUCCUCUUUCCAGUCUUUGAUCUAGAAUAUGCAACCUAAAAUAAAAGUGGUGGUAUCUCCAUUCAUUCUCCUCCUUCCUUUCUUCCCAAGCCUGGUCUUCAAAAGGUUGGGUAAUUUGGCAGUUGAAUCCCCCACCUGGGAAAUGUUAGGGCUAUUGGAGUGGAGGGCCGAUGUGUGAAAGCAGUUGUUUUUAUAGAAAGAGUUACUAUGAUAGAGGGAAUCUAAAUCUUUCCUAUCCUUGGACAGAUGGAAAAUAUAAACAAGCCCCAGCUUCCUUUGGCCUUCAUGAAUGGGCAGUACAAAUGACCAUGGUAGCAUAGAAAGCGAUGGGAUAAACUAAUGGUAACUCCCUUAUUGGGAGUUCAGGAUUGAUUGUCAGGCUUUUGGAAUGCAGAUCAUACAAGAUUUACUUAGCCAACUAAGGGAUAGCCAAAACCUGAAAGAAAUUCUUUUAAGACCAAAAAUAAAUCAGGGAAUUAAAAGUGAUCAUGUAACAUUUUCCUGGUUCCACUAUCUAUAGCUCACCUGUUUACUACUCAUUAUCAUUAGAUAGAUGACUUCUGCUUAAAUACUUGGCAUCAGAAGAAGGCCUGCUGCAAAUUUCACAGACUUACACAAGGUUGACCCUAGAAAAGUAGGAAAUAUUGUGGGGUGUGAAUCAUUUUGAAGCGUACUAGUAUGUUUUUAAGUUUGAUGUGAGCAGAGCAGUGUCUUAAAUUUUUUUAGAAUUGCCGAGAUGGAAAUAUAUUGUGCUGGUAUGAAAAGAAUCCACUGUGCAUGACGCACCUCUUACUGAAGUAAAAGUCCAAAACAUCUCUGUAGAUGCUACUUAAUAUAGCUGUGUUUCCUUUAGCAAGAUUGGCUUAGAUCUUAAGUCCUGGUUAGAGAAAAACACAGACAGGUGUUGAAGUCCUGCUCAGGAGGUAGAGCCUGCUGUGCAUGCCGCAGUGCGGGCUCCCUCUCUCCAGGGACAGAGCCAGCAAGCUGAGGGAGGACUCUCAAGUUGGAAUUGUCUAAACAAACGUCUUCCUUUCAUUUUAGAAUGUUUCUCUCUUACGUGUAAAGGGGGAACAGAGGUGAUAUCAAAUGAAAUUUUGUUCCAAAGUUGGGCUCAGGAUAUUGAGGGGUGGUGGUUUUUUUGUUGUUUUGUUUUUUUAAGGGAAGUUUAAAAAUAAAAACAAUGUUUAAACCUUCCAUCUUAUUCAUCAAAUAGAUAUUUUUUCCUUGAGUUUACAAAUGACAAUAAAAGGAAUAUCCUUUGCUGUAAGUUUUGGUCCUUAGCCUAUAGGAGGUAGACUUGAGCUCCUAAGAGAUAGGAGGAAGACGCUCUUGUUUGUGCAGAGCACUUUAUGAGUAAUUGCACCGACAGUGUGUGGCUGCUUCUCCAACCACCUCCUAAGGCCGCCAGUGAAGUGUGUCUGUCAGCAAAGUUGCAGCGCCUUUCAGCAUGGGUUUUGGUUUUGGUUGGGAGAGCGAGGCCCUCUGGAAAGUUCACGAGCAGCUGUAGAAGACUUUAAAUAUGUAGUAUUCCUGAUUGACUUUCUUUCCUUGAAAUAAUAUGGACCAAAAAAUUUAUGGAAGGGACUUGUGAAUAGGAAAUCUGAUGUUCUCAUUUGUGCUUACGUACACCUUAAAAGAAGACUCUUAACUAGUUAUCAAAUUGUGGUUCCUGGAUAUCCUGUCCCUGAUUAUAUUUGAGGUCUGGUAGGACGCGCCUAGGACAUUCUAGAAGGGAAAACCCCAUGUAAAUCACGUUAUAUUUAUGUCAUUGUUGAAGUGUUUUUGAAAAGACAGUUCAAAACUUUAGCACUGAAGCUUUGUAAAUAUUUCCUCAUUUUUGUUUGGUGCAGUCCCAGCUCUUGUGUCACACAACGUUGUGUUGUUUUGACGCAGCGCUGUGCGAGCUAUCGUGUGCCCCUCUUCAAAUCUCAGCUGUCCCCACUGCGCACCACCACCCGGCCUCCCUCAAACAGCAGCUCUAGCUUUACUUUCAAACACUGCGGAGUUCAGGUGACUUCUUCAAAAAACCUACCUCCUCAGAAUGAGGUAAUGAAUAGCUAUUUAUUUAAAUUAUGAAAAGCCACGAGCUCUAGAACAUGAAGAUGAUUUAAGAUUUUAACUUUUAUGUGUUCUUGUAUCUGAGCACUCUGAUUUUGUCCUAAAGGGCAUUAUACAUUUAAGCAGUGAUAGUGUUUAAAAAAAAAAAUAAAAGCAUUGCUCAAGAGCAUCUGUAUGUUGUUGGAAGUGGUGCCGAAUCUGUUGGGUACAUUUCAGAAUCUUAACCUUAAAUCAGUUUCAUGAAGUUAAAUAGCUAUGGUAUCAUGUCACAGUGACACAGUUUUACUUUUCAGUAACUUGUCAAGGCAGUACAUCUCCAUACUGUGUUAGCCACAGCUUUGUCACCCUCAUGAGAUACUUAUUCAGAGAGACUGCCCAGCUAAGAGGGUAGAAGGAGGCCCUCUUAGACUUCAAGUUGGUGUUGCUUGAGACCAGCAGAUGUCAACCAUUAGGCUAUCAGAAACCACAACCAGAGAUGGAAGGUGAGAAUGAACAGCAACUAACUUGCAAGUUACAGCGAAAAGGUGUAGGUGAGAGUCUAGCAAAAUACCUUGACAAUUUGCCAAAUGAUCUUACUGUGCCUUCAUGAUGCAAUAAAAAAAAAAAGCUAAAAUUUUUAGCAGAAAUCAGUGAUUUAUGAAGAGAGCCACUCUGGUUUAACUCAGCUGUGUUAAUAUUUUUAGAGUGCAAUUUAGACUGCAAAGAUAAAUGCACUAAAGAGUUUAUAGCCAAAACACAUUUUAAAAAUGAGAAAAAAAAACAAGUAAAUUUUCAGUGAACAAAAUUAUUUUUUUAAAGCAUAUAAUCCCUAGUAUAGUCAGAUAUAUUUAUCACAUAGAGCAACUAGGUUGAAAAUACUGUUCAGUGACAUUUCUAGAGAAACUUUUUCUACUCCCAUAGGUUCUUCAAAGCAUGGAACUUUUAUACAACAAAAAUGUUUGACAGACAUUUUAAGAAACUGCUGUAGUUCAGUGUUGAAGUGCCGUAUGCUGGACAGCAAUCCUGUGUGUUGGUUCCACGUGUGCUUUCUCACUGAUAGUGAGAAAGGAGAAAAUAAAAUUUGUUUCCAGAGUACUGCUGCCAACCUAGACACUGAUUUUUCAGAAUUUAAAAUGUAAACUCGCCUCCCCGCGCUUGUUUGCAGUGAUGUUGGACUGUGCUAUCGAUUCUGAAUGAUGAAGAGCACAAAGGGCAGUCUCUGGCGUUGUCCUUAGUGAAGGGACUUGGAAUUGUGAGAGACCUAUCCUGUGUGGGUAAAACCAGACACUCCAUGGUGCACUUUGUGUGUUCGUUUUUUUUCCUCACCACCCUCCUCUCAGAUACUCAGAUGCAUUACUGAGGCCUGAGAAGGGGCAGUAGUGUCUCUGCCAGCACAGUGAUUUGUAGAUUGGCCAGAGGAGAGGACAGUGGCCAGUGUGUUUGUGGUCUUGUGUUGCUAGCUCUGGAAAAGCUGAAAGUGCUGGUAAUGUGUGUGUUGUUUGUCCUAUAAGAUGUAAGCUUCAUUUUGUUUUUGAAAUUUCAGAUAACUUUUUCUCACUUCUACUUAGGCAAAGACAUUGACAUUGAAAUCAGUUCUAAUUUUGUCAGUUGUAGAAAAGAUAAUUAAUAGUUCCUACAGGUAUUUUUUGAGACUGAAUUGGACAGAAUCCCAAAAUCAUUCCUCCUUUCCCCCUUUCUGUGAUGCUGGAGAUUGAACCUAGGACCUCGGCGUGUGUUAGGCCAGGGAUCUGCCACUGAGCCACAUCCCAGUUCAUGAAAUCUUAAGGCAAAAAGGUAAAAACCACAGUGGCCACCUCAAUAAAUUCUAGAUCUUUAUCUACAUUUUAACUUUUUAUUAUUAAAUCAGCUUCACUUAACGUUUACUUUCAUUUAGCUGUUUUGACUAAUUGCAAUGAUACAACCCGUUGUCAUGAGGACACAGCCAUUGUGUUUUUUGUGAUGCAUUUUUUUAAAGAAUUCUGUAGUACUCUUUAAACAGAAAAUUGGAGUGUGUUUUGUGUGUCAGAAAACAAUUUUGUGCAAACCAUUUGCUUCUCAUGGCAGGCUGAGUACAUUAUCCAGCACUCAUAACUGCUGUUUCCCAGGGGAGACAGGCAGGAAAUACUGGAAGAGGUGCAGCAAAGAGAGAGCUGAUUUACAGUGCUGGAACAGGGGUGAGGGAGUGAGUUAAAAGUCUUGUUUUUGCUUUGAAAAUCACUCGCGUUUCAUUAAGCCUUUUGAAUGUUUUGUGUUUUGGUGGGUGUGAGUUACAUAGGAAGAAAUCAAAGACUAACAUAAGCAACAAAGCAACUAGGCACAAAAAGUGGACCAAAAUAGGGUGGCAGUGAAGUCUGGGGAACAGGGAAAAACUAACGCAAAGGUGCGAAGUGAACUACAGUUACCUGAAAUAAAGUUUAAGAGUGCAAUACGUGUGCUUUUUAUUCUAAGCUGUGAACGGUUUAAAAUCAUUCCUUCCUAAUUCAUUUAUGUGUUCCAUAGUUGAUUCAAACCAGCUAUGUAAACAUAAGCCUUUUCACCUUUUCCAACAUAAGUGACUAACCUUUGUCUUAUUUAUCUUCAUGUUAUAUUAGUUUACAUACCAGGUAUGUGUGUGCUGUGCCCUUUCUCUUCCUUCAUUUGAAAACACAUUCAUUGGGUCCUCUAUUUCCUUUGGCCAUACCAAAUGAUGUAGUCUUGGUUUGGCCUUCAUGGUAUUGCUUGAUUUGAAGGACUGUGUCACAGUACCUGACCCUUCCCUUUAGCACUUCUGUUUCUAAGAUAGGUCUAAGAUCAGGAGAUUGAUUUUUACCUUCUAUUGUGUGUUUGAAUUGUUCAAAGCUGUACUGCUCCUUGGUUUAUUCCAAGGAAAAGUAAAUCUCCCCUUUUCAUGUACUGCUCAGUCUGAGGACAAGUCUGUAAGGGAGAGGAAAGGGAAAUGCUUUACGUUGGAACUUCAGUGAAUUAUGGGUCCUGUUUUACCACUUCAAACCUAUGGCAGCUCGCAUAUGCAUUCCUUUCUUAACUGCCACAGGUUCGGGUCUAGUUCACUUCAGUUCCACUCAAGCGUAUUCAUGAAAAGGUUCUCAUGAAGUCGGGGGUGGGGGGAGGGGGUGCCCAGUAAAAACAUGGGGCCUUCAUUCCUUGUCCACACACCUCUCUAUAUCUGCUUUAUAAAUAUUACAAUGGAGUAACUAUUUUUAAAGCUUAUUUUUCAAAUCAUAAAAGACAUUUAUUUUCAGUCAAAUGGAUGAUGUCUCUCUAAACCUUUAAUUCUCAGUGUUUGCUUGUCUUUUUUUUUUUUUUUAAUUCCCACACCCACUUCCUGAUACUCCUUGGUUCUUUCCUGCUCAGGUCCCUUCAUUUGUACUUUGGAGUUUUUCUCAUGUAAAUUUGUAUAAUGGAAAAUAUUGUUCAGUUUGGAUAGAAAGCAUGGAGAAUUAAAUAAAAAGAUAGUUGAAAAUCAGAUUGAAGAAAUUUAUUUCUGUGUAAAAUUAUUUAAAAACUAUGUAUUAUAUAUAAAAGGCAAAAAAGUUCUAUGUACUUGAUGUGAAUAUGCGAAUAUUGCUAUAAUAAAGAUUGACUGCAUGGAGAAGUCUUCAUCAGGAUUAUUUGUGUAGCACCUGAACAUGUAAUGACAGAAUUAGCCAGUGGGUUUUGACAGUCAUUUCUUGGAGGCAGUAGAAAGACUAAGGUGUGUACAUUUUGUUUUAUAAUGUUGAUUCUUGCUUGACAGGUAGAAGUUAAAGUUGUCCAGGUUCCCCGCAUGGUACUAUACAUGUGAUCCGCUUGUAGGGUAAGUCUUUUGUCAGAUAUUGGUGAUGUUUUUCACCUUACGUACCUUUUCUUUCAAAAUGACUGCCUUCCUCCAUGUAACAUGGUUGAAGUAUGUGCU